Messenger RNA from Dipodomys spectabilis (banner-tailed kangaroo rat), 508 nucleotides. Its product is annotated as programmed cell death protein 6-like. The record is from RefSeq and is a predicted model, not a curated record. The transcript has a single exon. Lineage: Eukaryota; Metazoa; Chordata; Mammalia; Rodentia; Heteromyidae. The coding region runs from base 118 to 477 and encodes 119 amino acids. Gene Ontology annotation, molecular function: calcium ion binding.
CUUCCAGCGGGUUGAUAAAGAUAGGAGUGGGGUGAUAGCGGACAAUGAGCUUCAGCAAGCCUCUCCAAUGGUACAUGGACCCCGUGUAAUCCAGUGACCGUCAGGUCAAUCAUCUCUAUGUUUGACCCGGAGAACAAAGCUGGAGUGAACUUCAGUGAGUUCACUGGUGUCUGGAAGUACAUUACAGACUGGCAGAAUGUCUUCCGCACCUAUAACAGAGAAAACUCCGGGAUGAUCGACAAGAACGAGCUUAAGCGAGCACUCUCAGGCUACCGGCUCUCUGACCAGUUCCACGACAUCCUCAUCCGAAAGUUUGACCAACAGGGACAAGGCCAGAUUGUGUUUGAUGACUUCAUCCAAGGCUGCAUCGUCCUGCAGAGGCUGAGGGAUAUAUUCAGGCGCUACGACACGGAUCAAGAUGGCUGGAUUCAGGUGUCUAACGAGCAGUAUCUCUCCAUGGUCUUCAGCAUCGUGUAACUACGCCUUGUGAAUAUCAGCACCGUUUGGG